Haliaeetus leucocephalus (bald eagle) is the source of this 1034-nucleotide messenger RNA. RefSeq names its product ephrin-A1 (gene EFNA1). The coding region runs from base 1 to 1020 and encodes 339 amino acids. The record is from RefSeq and is a predicted model, not a curated record. Gene Ontology annotation, molecular function: ephrin receptor binding. The transcript has 6 exons. Gene Ontology annotation, cellular component: plasma membrane. Gene Ontology annotation, biological process: axon guidance; ephrin receptor signaling pathway. NCBI's taxonomy places the organism in Eukaryota, Metazoa, Chordata, Aves, Accipitriformes, Accipitridae.
AUGCGGCUUGGUGCUGCUGUGUGCACAGCAUCUUCUACCGACACCAUCCCACAGUGCGGAGUCCUGCCCACAGAGUGUUGCCCGCAGCCCACCCGGUGCCCUGUGGCUGGGGGGCAGUACCGGGCUGGGGAGCCUGCUGCUGUAGCUCCCGAGGCUCUGCUCGCCCAGGGGCUCCUGAUGUCCCUGGCAUCUCAGAUAAGGGGGUUCCCACGGAACGGGCUGGGAGGGGCCAGGCCUGCAGGGUGUCCCCCCCCCCUCAGCUGGACGCCACCGCCGGCCAGUGCUCCCCCCAGCGAGGAGGGGACGGUCACGGCUUGGGCCCUUUGCCCCGAGCCCCCAGAGUUCCCACCACCUCCCGCGGGGACCAACCCGGGCCUCACCCCCAUCAUCGCCCAUCAACCCGGGGGCGAGACCCCCCCUGCCGACGCACACGCAGGACCACGGGCGGCGGUGCCGCCGGGCAGGACCUGCGCCCCCCCGAGCUCCCACCGGUUCCUGUGGAACGACUACACAGUAGAGGUGCGCCUCAAUGACUACCUGGACAUCAUCUGCCCACACUAUGAGGAGGGGACUGUCGACCCCCAUGCCAUGGAGCGUUACACUCUCUAUCUGGUGGAGCCGGAGGAAUACCGGGCCUGCAAGCCCCGCUCCAAGGAGCAGAUCCGCUGGGAGUGCAACAAGCCCAGCGCCCUUCAUGGCCCCGAGAAGUUCUCUGAGAAGUUCCAGCGCUUCACCCCCUUCACACUGGGCAAGGAGUUCAAGGAGGGGCACAGCUACUACUACAUCUCCAAGCCCAUUCACCAGCACGGGGAAGCAUGCCUGAAGCUGAAGGUGACGGUCACUGGCAAAGGCACUCAGGCACCGCCUGUCCCUGCCUCUACCCAGAAGGGGAGGAUCCAGGCAGAUGAUGCAGCCGCACAUGUGCUGAGGAGCGUGGGGCAGAACUCGGGGAUGCGGGGCAGCAGCCCCUUCACCUUCAUCAGCCUCCUCCUGCCCCUCCUGGUGCCGCAGGGGCUGUGAGCCACCCCGCUGUG